Schistosoma haematobium is the source of this 7643-nucleotide messenger RNA. RefSeq names its product Collagen alpha-2(I) chain, variant 2 (gene COL1A2). Gene Ontology annotation, molecular function: extracellular matrix structural constituent. The record is from RefSeq and is a predicted model, not a curated record. The coding region runs from base 2886 to 7058 and encodes 1390 amino acids. NCBI's taxonomy places the organism in Eukaryota, Metazoa, Platyhelminthes, Trematoda, Strigeidida, Schistosomatidae. The transcript is spliced from 17 exons.
AAUUGAUGAAAUACGUACUAAUUCGCCAUUUUUUUCACCAUUCUUUGUUUCAUUUCUAAAAAAUUAAAGCAAAGAGUCGUGUGGUAAGUACAGUUUAAUAAUAUAAUAAAUUAUUAUUCAGUAUACUACUGUGCUAUUUAAUUCAUCCGACAAUUUAUGUUCAUUCAUGAGUGCUAUUUAUGUUAUAUUUUUUUAUGGAUAGUUUCUUAGUUCAGGAACUUUAUUCAAGCUGCUCGAAGAGUGGAAUCAUAUGUACUUAACGGGAUAUUGGACUUAAAUGAUUUUUUUUAACCAUUAAUUCAUCUCAUGAAACUGAGAUAAUCAAAGUAUAUGAAAUUUUCAAUGAUGUCACGAAGCUAGGAUAUGGUGACAAAACUUUUAGUGAUACAUUUUAUCUACUUAUAGUUUAUCAGUAAACAAUGAUUAUCCACUAAAAACUACAUGAAAGGAGAAUGAAUAUUUCAGUAAACUAAUAAUUUUUGACAAUGAUCUCAUUUUCGUUGGCAUAAUAUCGCAAUAAUAAGUUAUCCUUUUAUUAAUUAAGACGAGUAUCAAUCGUCUGACUUUAAGUUGAACUGUGUUCCAUUAGGAUACUUGUAUGUAUUGCGAUAAAUAUGUUUAUUGUUCCAUUACAGUCAAGACAAUAAAUUUAAUAUUUAAAACAAAAUAAUUUAGCUGAUAUAUGGUGAAAAACAAGAUAGAAUAUGUGUUCUAUUCGUAAAACAGAGCAACUGAAAUAACCAUGAAGAGAAGAGAAUUAUUCAAACCACUUUUAAGAAAAGAAAACAAGUCUGAAUUAAUUGGGAUAAUGAAUGAGACACUAACUUGUACUAAACGAUAACAUAAGUAGGAACAAUCGAAUGUAUUUGGAAACAAAAUUAUAGAACGUUUUAGUAAAAUCUGAGAACCAUAAAAUAACUCCUUCAUUUGCAAAAUGUCAGUCACUUGUCUCAAGCUUGACUGUUCCUCUGUUUGCACUCCAAUCAUUUUCUGUUCUCGUUCGCUUUUCUUCGAUCUUCUUAAGAUUCUGAUGCGAGUUAUUUCACUUUCAAUUGGUGAUACAUACUACUUAUAUCUAUCAACAUCAGUACCACACAUCACAAACUCAAUAGUGAAAUUAAACGGGGAUUUUUUUAUAUCAUACAUCAGAUAAGAUUACAGAUGUUGACCAUUGGAUUUUUUUUCAUUGCUUCAUAAUAGUUGUCGACAAAAGCUUUGCAUAACUAUUUGAAAAAUGUAAAAUAUGUCUAUAAAUGAUAUUCAUAAUGAGAGUAGUCUAAUAAAUGUAAUGGAGAAUGAAAAAAAACAUAGCAUCCACAUAAAUCUUCUUUACAUGCAUUACUCAAUAGAAAGUAUGUAAAUAAUUAAGGUUCAUCAAUAUAAGUGUCAGUUGGACAUUCAGAUUUGGUAAACUUAUUACCGGUAUACUUAAUAUCAAAGGAAUAAGCCAAAUUAAUAUGGACGUACUGAAAGAUCUGUUUUCAAAAAAAGGGUUAUAUUAGAGCUGUAAGAUUAGUUAACAUUCUUCAUAUUAAACAGAAGAGAAACCACAUUUACACUGUAUGUAGGGUGACUAUUCCGAUGUUUUAUUUUGCGAAUACUCUUCUGUACUGUUGUCGAUAAGUGACUCCAUGUUUGUAUUCAUUUAUAUUUAGAAUAACGGCAGAAGGGUUACUUAUUGGUUAACCUGUUUACAUUUGCUCUGAUCAUUUUUAGUUUCAAAAUACCAAUCAAUCUUCUGUGAUUCGGAUAGGAAUUUAAUUAGAAAUUUAAUUACACAAAAACAUAUACGACAUAACUAGGUUGCACCAAAUAAUAUUCAAAGUGUGGGUACUUGCCACCAAUAGACGAAAAUAUUAACAAUCGAGAUUCAUAUAGAUUAGGUAAAGCUAAUUACAACAUUGGAUUACGAUUGAUUUGAGUAUCAUUUGUGUUAAUUUAUUAUUCCCUGAGAUGGAAUACUUGUUGAAUUAUAGUAGAUUUUUCAAUUCCAAUACAAAAUUGACCAAAUAGUAUUAUAAACUACACGUUCUUUUCAUUUGACCAAUCUAGACUUUUAACAUUUGUAGUCCAUUUCAAGUAUAUCAGCAUACCAGACAAUCGUAACUUAAUCAUCAAAUCAAAUCACCAUUUGUUUGCUAACAGUUUGAUUAACUGAAAUGACAAAACAGUGUUUUUAGUAUUAACUGUAGUGUUACAUAAGAGAUAGUGUAGUGUGUGCUACUAUUAUAUAGACAUAAGUAGUAUAUGACGUUAUUCGUGAACAGAAUGUCUGGCAACAGUGAGACAAGAGAAUCAAACAGUAAAAAAUGGAAACAAAAUGCAAUUUGUAUGAAAAUGCAAGAACAAUGAAGUCUGAGUCAUUUUAAGACAGUUGAUGUACGUUCUGCAAAUUACGUAUUUACCACUUGAUUGCUAGAUUUUAUUAACAAGUUCUGUAAGCUUGUGUCAAAUACAUUCGAUUGUUCCCCACUGGUGUUCUGUCCACAUAAAUGUUCUCAUAUUUUAUUUGAGUUGACAAAAACGCAUCAUAAGUGUAAAAUUAAGCAGAGAUAUUCACUUAAUGUUCAUUACUUUGAUUUAAUUUGAAACGCUCAGUUUUUCAUAGUGAACUUAGUAAGUUUUAAGACAAUCUACAUUACAUUGCACAUUUUUAUCUGAUCAAUUAGGAACCAGUACUACCCCAAGCUACACCUCGUACAUAUACUGACGAACCAAGGUCGACAAGAACACCAAGACCAACUGCCGAACCAGCACAAACUCUACCACCUCCACCCCCACCAUUACCUGAUGGGUCUCCAGGACUUCGAGGACCUGUUGGACCGCCUGGACCUCCUGGACCACCGGGAGAUCCUGGUUUCGAUGGUGAAAAUGGAUUGCCUGGUAUGCCUGGUCUCCCAGGUCCACCCCCUCAAGAUGUCGAUGACUACAUGCAACGUUCUAGAGCAAUGGUAAAAGGUCCAGUUGGUGAAAAUGUAACCAUGUAUCAAGAUAUCCGGGUAACAAUGGGACCACCUGGUGAGCCAGGUGCACCCGGAUUCCCAGGAGUCAUAGGCACACCUGGACCGAUCGGACAACCUGGGCUGAUGGGAGAUCCCGGUCCAUCGGGAAACCCUGGAUCGCGAGGACAUGCUGGGCCUGUUGGAAAUGAUGGAAAAGCUGGACCGAUAGGAAGACCUGGGUUAAAAGGUGCUCGAGGACCACGUGGCAUACCUGGAGUCAUGGGAGAAGCUGGGCUUCCUGGAGCAAUGGGUCUACGAGGUGAACGAGGAGAACGUGGAGAAGAAGGUAUCAAAGGAAUGGCUGGUGAUUAUGGGCCGAAAGGACUACCAGGACCUGUAGGACCGAAAGGUUCGAUCGGUCUUCAGGGUCAACGAGGUGAACCGGGCCCCAGAGGAUUCAUGGGACUGCCAGGACCUAUAGGAGUUGAUGGGACAGAUGGUGUUCCGGGAGCACCAGGUGACCCUGGAGCACCUGGCCCCCAAGGAAGUCCUGGGUUGCAAGGCCCAGAGGGACCUAAAGGUCAACCUGGUCUUCCUGGCCCUAAAGGAGAGGUCGGUUUCCCUGGAUUACGUGGAGAUAGAGGGGCGCCAGGACCACCUGGAAAUCCUGGAAAGCAAGGUGCACAUGGACCUCCAGGAGCGAUCGGUAAUAAAGGAGAGCCAGGAGAUCGAGGACACCCCGGAAAACCUGGGAUGAUGGGAAUCAGAGGAUUUUCUGGUGGAGAAGGAGAAAUAGGUCUUGUGGGUGCGAAAGGACCAGAAGGCUCGGUGGGUUUGCAAGGUGCGCAAGGUUUGCCAGGACCAGAAGGUAUCAAAGGUCGUCGCGGUGAGCGUGGCCCACCGGGACCAGUAGGUGAACAAGGUAGUAGAGGUAUACGUGGUUCCGCUGGACUAUCGGGAGCCCCUGGGCACGAAGGCAGUCGUGGCCUUCCUGGACUUCGUGGUCCUCCGGGUCCUGAAGGCCCACCGGGUGCUAUUGGUCCAGGUGGAGCACCUGGUAUAACCGGUCCCGUCGGUGAGAAGGGAGCUCAAGGAGACAUUGGCUCAAGUGGUCUCAAAGGUCCUACCGGUCCUAGAGGUUCAGUUGGGAAUCGUGGACAACCAGGACCAACUGGUGAACCUGGUCCUAAGGGUCCACUUGGAUCUAUUGGUCGACCUGGCAUGCCUGGUGCAGCAGGAAUUCCUGGGCCGCACGGCCCUCAAGGAGGACAAGGGUUACGUGGUCUACCUGGCUCGGUCGGGAAGACUGGUGACCCUGGAGCAGUUGGAUCAAGAGGUCCCAGGGGUGACAGAGGUCCACGAGGGGAACCCGGACCUCCGGGUCCAUUUGGACUGUCAGGUGAGAAAGGCCAACGUGGGCAAUCUGGCAAACGUGGUCCUAUGGGAGCAGAAGGUAGAGUUGGUCCCGAAGGUCCACCAGGGACACCUGGGAAACUGGGUGAUCCUGGGCCAGCUGGAGAACCUGGGCAUAUCGGUCCACCAGGACCUCCAGGAGAACGUGGAGCCCCAGGACAAAUGGGCCCACCGGGCCCACCUGGAAGGGCUGGGGACAAAGGAGCUUCAGGUCCAGUUGGACGUGAUGGGCUCAAGGGCGACAGGGGCGAAAAAGGUGACAUGGGAGACAGUGGGACGGUUGGUGUUCCCGGCCUUGUUGGCAAUACUGGAAUUCGUGGUGAGAGGGGUGAAAAGGGCGAUAGAGGACCCACUGGGCCACGAGGGGAACCGGGCCCAGUGGGAGCUCCAGGACAGAGGGGGUCCGACGGCCCUAUGGGACACCCUGGACCGCAAGGACGAACUGGUAACAAGGGGAUAUUAGGAAUUCGUGGUUAUCAGGGCGACAAAGGGACACCUGGGGAUCAGGGACCACAAGGUAUUCCGGGUGAUUCAGGUAUACCAGGGCCACCCGGCCCACCUGGUUCUGUCGGAAUGAAAGGAGUUAAAGGGGAAAUGGGUCCACGUGGACCUCGUGGUGAGGCUGGUAACAUGGGAAUAAAAGGAGUUCAAGGACCACCUGGGCCUAAAGGUCACCCUGGAUUACCAGGUCAGCAGGGUGAUAGAGGCCAACCAGGUGUACAAGGAGAUCAGGGGUCGGAAGGUUUAAUUGGAGAACCUGGACCCCAAGGGCCACCAGGAGAAAAUGGUCGACCAGGCCCCCCAGGACCUGCUGGACAAACUGGGCCUAAAGGUGAGGCUGGGGACCCAGGACUCGAAGGACCUGCGGGUUCAGACGGAAUGGCUGGACUUCCGGGUCCUGCAGGUGAUAAAGGGGAACGAGGAGACCCUGGAUUACCGGGUACAGUAGGUCCAAUUGGACCAGAUGGUGAUCAAGGACCAAGUGGUGCACCGGGAAAAAUCGGACCAACGGGACCACCUGGUAAUGUGGGGAAACCUGGCGAAAUGGGUCCACCAGGAAAUGCUGGUUUACCUGGAAGAACAGGUUUACCUGGUCCUCCUGGAAAAGACGGUCAAAUGGGAAAACAAGGUCCUCGUGGUGAAGAGGGACCUCGAGGACCAGACGGGAAUGCAGGAAUGCAGGGCCCACCCGGGGCUUCAGGUGUUAAGGGUCCUCCAGGAAGCAGAGGACCAACUGGUCCAACUGGAAUCAGAGGACCGCCUGGACUAAUUGGACAACCUGGACCACCAGGUAAACAAGGAAGUCAAGGAAGACCUGGAAAACCAGGUCCAGAUGGAUUUGAAGGGAAACGAGGUCCUCCGGGUGAAAUAGGAGCACCUGGAGUUACUGGAAGCAAAGGACUAGUGGGAGACGAAGGAGAACCUGGCUCAAGAGGUGCAUCCGGAAACAUGGGUCUUACUGGACCACCUGGUGAUGGUGGACCUCCUGGAUCGCCAGGAAGUCCAGGUUCAAGAGGACCACAAGGACCAAUGGGUGAAGUUGGCCUAAAAGGUGAAACGGGUCUUCCAGGAGUUCCAGGACCAAUUGGGCAACCAGGACCAAUGGGACCACCAGGUAUUCAAGGUCCACCUGGUGAACCAGGACCGCCAGGAAAUGAUGGUCCUCCGGGAGCCAUUGGUUUGCCUGGACCACCGGGAGAGUUUAAAACUGACUAUACAUCAUUGUUUAGUCGUAGAAGAGAAUCAGAUGUUGGAAUGAUGCAAGCUGAUGAACCCCGUAAUAGAGGAAGGAGAAUACGUCGUUCAUAUGAAUGGAGUGAUGAAGAUUAUGACCCAAGCAAAGAAACUGAUCCUAAUGAUGAGGAGGAAGAUAUUUUUGAAGCAUUGCGUCAAGUUGGAAGACUUGUAAAUAGUUUGAAUAGUGGGAGUGGAACACAAUUCAAUCCUGCACGAACAUGUCAUGAUUUAAAAAGAGAUCAUCCAGAGAAAAAAGACGGUAUGUAUUAUGUUGAUCCAAAUGGUGGUCAUUGGAGAGAUGGAAUUAGUGUUUAUUGUCGUUUAAGCGGUUUAGAAACUUGUGUUAGUCCUAUUACAGAACAAAUGUCAUCAAUUUAUUUAUCACAAACUAAACAAAAACGUUUAUGGUAUUCGGAAUUUUUAAUGAAAACAGAAAAUGCUCAAAUAGAGUAUAAUAUACCAAAGGAUCAAUUAGUUUUUCUUCAAAUGUCAAGUGAAGUAGCCAUACAACGAUUAAAAGUGAAUUGUCGAAAUAUACAAAAUAUAUUAGAAAUUAUAUCUUUGUUAAGUGAUAAUAAUGUGUUGAUUGAAUUCAAUGAAACUAUACAAUUAUUUUCUAUUGAAAUAGAAGAAAAUACAUGUGGGCAAAAACAAAGUGGAAGUCUUCUUCUUACUGUACGUACAAAACAACCAUCUUUAUUACCAAUCCGAGAUAUUCGAAUAACAACUAAUGGAUUAUAUGAUUCUGAAUUAUCUCUAGAAGUUGGUACAAUUUGUUAUGGUGGUAUGGAUCCUGAACAAUUCAAUAUAACAGAUAUUGAUAAUAAUAGUAAUAAUAGUAAUAAAGAAGAUUCAAAUCACAAUAUUUAUGAUCAUAUUGAGCAUAAAUCAAAUUUUCAAGUGAAAAAGUCCAAUUUCAACGAAAUGAAUAAUAAUAAUAUUAGACUUGUAUCUGAAUCAUUUUAAUUUAACACUUACUAUGGUUAUUAUUAAUAUUAGGGGAAGAGGUGGGGUUGGUGGAAGAUUUAUAUACUCUCAAAGUAAUAUAAUGAUAAACCAACAAUUACCAUGGCAAUAUAACCAAUGCUUUAUCUUUAAUCAAGAAAUAUUUGUAAAUCUAUUUCAAAAAUAAAAAUGCAAUAAGAAUAUGAAAAAAAGUAUAUUUUAUACAUGAAUUUUAUUAGAUUUCAUUUCAUUUCUCUUUUAUUGGAAGAAAGAUUGGGUUUUCAUAGUGUUCCAAGUUAGUUUUCAUUAUCUUCUAUCUUUAAUCUCAUUCAUUAAAGAAUGAAUAUUGUAUGUCAUUGAAUGUCUAAUAGAAUAUAUGAUACAAUAAUCAGUUAAUCAAUAUUUUUUAACUGAUAAAUUAAUCAAUAUUACUUCGAAUAGUUGUCAGUUAAUUCAUUUUUAUCACUUCAUUUCCCAAUCGGAAAACGUCCUCAUUUUUUUGAUGAUGAUGAUGAUGAUGAUGAUGAUUGUUGUUUGGCUUUGAUGUUUGUGUAUAUGUUUGAAAUAAUCAAUGAUUUGAAAAACAAUUUUUCAUAAUAAAUUGAU